AAGGUUGGCAGAUUCUGGAAUUUGACACUGUGUAAGAUGGCUGGUAUCUGAAUCUUGGUAAAUUGUCUUUGUUUUCAUUACAGAUUUAAGUGCCUUAAAAAGUGAUUUAGCUUUAAAUAACCGUACAGUUGAAUGUAAUUAAAAGUUUAUUGUGUGGUGCGUGCGACGUAGCGUAGUGUAGAAGCCCUAUGAUGGAAAUAAUGUGUUAAGUGUUCAUAAAUUCCUCCACAUAGAAUGAGAUAGAUUGACAAUUGACACUUCAAAAUCUGUCAGUUCUUGCAGCAGAUUCCAUUUGUUUUAGAAGAAUAAAAGUCGUGAAGUCGCGAACGAUCGAAUCCACUGCAAGAAUCGUCAGGAGUGCGUCAAAACUCGUCUUCCAAUGUAAUGCAAAAUGUAUGAAUGGGCGUAAUUGUAGUGCAUACUCAUGUGCGGGGAGCCAUGUGAAUCGCUAGUGAGUGGCAGGGCCCAGCAUGGGCCAACAGCCUCGGCCCCAACUGAACAUGAAUCCCAGCGCGCCAGCCCGCUCGCCGGGCUACCACCAAAAGGCCAUGGAGGAGAUCCAGAACUCGCUGCGCCCGUUCGCAAAGAGCGGCGGCGAGGCCGUGGGCUCCAGUGCGGCCAGCACCAUUUCGAAUUUCUCCGCCACAAGCGGAGUGAGCUCGCUGAGCUCGACGUCCGGCACUAACGGCACCGACAAGGACGUCCUCCAGCUCAGACACACGCUCUCGCAGCUCGUCAACAUGGGCUAUUCGGAGGAGGCCUCGUUGCGAGCGCUCCAACUCUCCAACUCACGUCUGGACGGCGCCCUCGACUAUCUCAUGAAACAACAAAUCGACUCCGGAAACAAAUGCGGUUACACCAAACUCAUACGUAAGCCUAGCAUCGAACGAGAAUUGGUUCUGCCGAGAGGAAGUCCGGCUUUGGAUAGCGGGGCCGGAAGUUCCCGAUCUGAUAGUCCGAGAUUGACCGAAAUACACUCAACAGUCAGCCGAUACUCUCCGAAUUUCAGCGAACCGCCACCCCCACCACCACCUCGGAACACGCCGCCACCGCCGCCGCCACCUCACGUCCCAUCCUCAUACCCCGCAUUAAACAACGUUCAACAAUUACUAAAACGAAUGUCACCCGCGCCCAUUGUACCAGCAAGAGCGCCACCUGCCGUACCUUCAUAUAACUCACCAGCGUUGCAACAGCGAGGAACUAGUCCUGUUAGUAGUGUGUCCUCUUCUUCCGGUCGGCAACCAAUGGUAGUCCAAAACGGCCCCCAAGUCCAACAACAACUAUCUCAACAAAUCCAAGCUCUGAGCUUGUAUCAGAGCAGUAGCGCGUCAACUGCCGAACCUCCGCCCCCUUAUCCUCUAAUCCCGCCCAGUCCUUCCAACUCCGCCCCGCCCCCUCCGUCAUACUCCGCCUCGAUGCAGAACCGGCACAGCCCCACUCAAGACUUCCGUAAAAGCCCCUCGUCUGGCAUUUAUUCCGGCUCAACUUCAGCCGGUUCUCCUAGUCCUAUCCCAGUCUCAACAACCACGCCCACAGCCAUGGCCCGCCCCACCCCUCUCCUGGCAUGGGGCGCCCGCCAAACCAAAACUCAACCCCCCAUCAUCAUGCAAUCCGUUAAAAGUACUCAAGUCCAGAAACCCGUACUGCAAACUGCCGUCGCACCGACUGUUCCUCAAAUCCCGACGUCUCCAACGAGUACUACUCCCUUAGUCACCUGCGCGCCCCCUCCGUCAUACACCGCUUCCAUCCAACAGAAGGGGUACACCACCAGUCCUAAACCGGCGGCUCCUUUGCCCACCACACCCGCCAAUAACACCACUCCUGUGGUGGUACCAACGACAGAACCGCCGAGUUACGCCAGUACCAUGCAAGCGAAAGCUAAAGCUCAACGGGGGAUGGGGUUAUCGCCCCAUCCACCGCCGCCUUAUUCGGACGAAAAUCAUGCUCAAGUCAAUACAGUCGAAUGUGCGAUGUCGCCGAGGGCGUCCCCAAAUGUUCAUCCUCCUCUUCAGAGGAAGUACUCGCCGGUUGUGUCUUCGGAGUGCGCAGCAUCGAGGUCCGAUAGUCCGCAGUCGACGUCGUCGGGGGAUAGCAGGCCUUCGUAUCCCGAUAAUGGGGCCCCACCACUGCCACCAACAGCAUCCUCAUCUGUCAAAAACAACCACAACGCGAUAAACGGAAACGGCGAGAGCAAGAAUAACGACAUCCCGCCGCAAUUACCUCCUUACACAAAAAUAAAACAUCAGUCACCGAUACCGGAACGGAAAAAGAUUAGUAAAGAAAAAGAAGACGAAAGGCGGGACGGCAAAGUGAAGAAUUACUCGCCUCAAGCAUUCAAAUUCUUCAUGGAACAGCACAUCGAGAACGUCAUCAAAUCGUACAAACAGCGAAUGUCGAGAAGAAUCCAACUCGAAAACGAAAUGACAAAAAUCGGUUUGAGUUCCGAGGCACAAAAACAAAUGCGUAAAAUGCUCUCGCAAAAAGAAUCGAAUUACAUUAGACUCAAACGAGCAAAAAUGGACAAAAGUAUGUUUGUUAAGAUCAAACCGAUUGGAGUUGGGGCGUUCGGAGAGGUGACUCUAGUGAGGAAAAUCGACACGAAACAUUUGUACGCGAUGAAAACCUUGCGAAAAGCUGACGUUCUGAAGAGGAAUCAAGUGGCGCACGUGAAAGCGGAGCGAGACAUCCUUGCAGAGGCUGAUAACGAAUGGGUUGUUAAAUUGUAUUAUUCGUUUCAAGAUAGUGAUAUUCUUUAUUUUGUUAUGGACUAUAUCCCCGGCGGGGAUCUUAUGUCGUUGUUGAUCAAGUUGGGGGUUUUCGAAGAGCAUUUGGCAAGAUUUUAUAUUGCGGAACUGACUUGCGCCGUCGAAAGUGUGCAUAAAAUGGGUUUCAUUCAUCGCGAUAUCAAGCCGGACAAUAUUUUGAUCGAUAAAGAAGGUCACAUUAAACUCACCGAUUUCGGUUUGUGUACAGGAUUUAGGUGGACACAUAACUCGAAAUAUUACCAACCUAACGGUGACCACAGUAGACAGGAUUCUAUGGACCCGAUUGAAGAUUGGGGAGAGGAGUGCAAGUGUAUGAAACCGUUAGAAAGGAGAAGGCGGAGGGAACAUCGAUGUUUGGCACAUUCGUUAGUUGGCACUCCGAAUUAUAUCGCACCUGAAGUGUUGCAACGUAUAGGAUAUACGCACGUCUGUGAUUGGUGGAGUGUCGGUGUUAUCCUGUAUGAGAUGUUGGUGGGGCAACCUCCGUUCCUCGCGAAUACGCCUGCAGAAACACAACACAAGGUGAUAAACUGGGAGACGACGUUGCAAAUACCAAAGCAAGCGAAUCUUUCCAAGGAAAGUACUGACUUGAUAUUAAAAUUGUGUUGUAGUGCGGACAAACGCUUAGGUAAAAAUGCUAGUGAAGUGAAGUCGCAUCCGUUCUUCAAAGACAUCGAUUUCGACCGAGGUUUGCGUCGCCAGCCGGCCCCGCACAUACCUCGAAUCGAAUACCCCACAGAUACGUCAAAUUUCGAUCCGAUCGAUCCCGACAAGUUACGAAAUUCGGCUUCGAUCGAUUCGAGCACUUCCGACGAACUGACCGAUAGUUCUAAGCCGUUUCACGGCUUUUUCGAAUUCACAUUCAGGCGUUUUUUCGAUGACGGAGGUGGUCCCGCUUUUAAUAAAAUCAGUCUAGACGAUAAUGACAAUCAAGGCUCUGUGUAUGUGUAAUCUUCUUGGAAAUGUUCCGAGAUGGACCCUCGGAACAUGGAUUUUCGCUCGGUUUUUGCUCUUGCCAACUGGAAUUUGUACGCAAGAUUGUGUUUUUGCUCUCGUGUCUGGUUAGUUCAAAUAAGGACUCCUAGGCCUUAUUUAAUGAUGGUUUAGCGCCGCUUUCGUUACGGCACGCUUUUGAAGUGUGGCGUAACGGGGGCGGGGCUUGUUUUGCAACCAAAGCCUUAAAAUAGCUGCCUUGUUCUACUUUUUAUAGGAAAGCUCAAAUUUUCAUACUUUGGUAAGAACUGAAAGAUUCUAUAGUACAAUUCGCUAUUUGAAUUAAAAAAUUGUAUAGCGUGUAAAUUAUUUAAAAAUUGAAGAAAUGGUGCUAAUUCUUAUUCAUACGUUAAAUGUGAUAUCCACUGAAUGUCUAUAAAAAUUAUUUCUGACUUGUUGGAGUGGUUGUUCUAUUGCAUUUAUGUCGAGCUUUAGAGGCCUGGAACGCGAAGAAAGACCUCGAUAGGCGGGGCUAGUGCGCAGUGGCGUAGCAAUUAACUAUUUAAAUUGAUACUUCCUACUAUUCGUCCAUAUAUUCAGUCGUAGCAAUACAAUAGGUACAAAAAGUUACAUCUUGUUCUAUUACACAAGAAUAAAAAAUUGUUAUUUAUUGUUUUGUAACAAAAUAAAUUCAUAGAUUGUUUGCGCACCCCCACCAUCGCGGUCAUUCUGUCAUUUCACGGUCUCUACGGCGUCAACUGGCAUUUAAUUAAAAACAAUUGGAAUCGUUGAGGUGUUGUCACUGUGACUGAGCAGUUUUGAAAUGUUUUUAUGGACAGUCAGUUGUAUGCAACAAUAAAUUAUUAUUGUAUAUUAUGUACAAUACUCUAGGGAUUUGUAAAUAUAAUUAUAUCGUCGAAGUGUAAUGGUCGGUCUAAAGGUACUAACUAACCACUUGCGGGGUUUUUGUUAAGUUGUUAGAUGGAAAAAUUGUGAAUUAGUUGAAGAGAGCAAGGAAAAUUAACAAGCACUGCCUUUUUUAACUAAAAAGAAUAAAAGCAUUAUUUAAUAAUCUUGCAGUAAAUCAAAAUAGUUUUGUAAGAGCAUAAUGUUUAAUUUUUUUCUCAGAAAAAAAAUGCUGUGUUACAAUUAGUUUUAAUGAUACGCUCAUAACUUAAUGCUUAGUUAAAUAUUUAUUACAUUUCCCCUCAUUCUAAAAUUAAUUUGUAACACCCUCCUAGCUUAAGUAUGGAUUAAUUUAGCAUAUAAUUUUUCUAGUCUAUUGGAAUUUUUUUAUCGUUUAAAUAUAUUAUUGAUUUAAAUGUUGUUUAUAGGUCAUAAUGUUGUUCCUUAAUUAUGCAAGAAAAUAGUAAAAGCGUAUGCACUUAGGAAAUUAUGAUUUGAGUGCCUACAUAGUGUAAAUGUGUGUAAAUAAUUAUAUAUUUUUGGAAACA
Messenger RNA from Tribolium castaneum (red flour beetle), 5152 nucleotides. It is a transcript of the gene wts, whose product is annotated as warts. Gene Ontology annotation, biological process: regulation of organ growth; peptidyl-serine phosphorylation; G1/S transition of mitotic cell cycle. Gene Ontology annotation, molecular function: protein binding; ATP binding; protein serine/threonine kinase activity. The transcript has 6 exons. Lineage: Eukaryota; Metazoa; Arthropoda; Insecta; Coleoptera; Tenebrionidae. The coding region runs from base 471 to 3716 and encodes 1081 amino acids. The record is from RefSeq and is a predicted model, not a curated record.